AUGGCUUGCAAAUCAUCCGAGUUGAAACUAACAAAUAUCUGGCGAAUUCUUAACAAGAUCCGCGCCGUAGUUUUUCGUAUCAACAUAAAUUUGUGGGAAUAUUUUCGUCCCUUGGAUCCUAACAAUACAAAUCUUGUAUCAGAGACUAAAUUCAUUGCUAUAUUGUCUGGUCGCUUAAGAAACACACUAGGGUUAUCAAACAUUGAAAUCACUGAAUUAAGUGACUACUUCCGAACAUCUAAUGGCAGAAUUUAUUAUUCCCAACUCUGCGAAGUUAUCCAUGAUAAAGCGCCAGAAUUUAGUCAGAAACCGUUGGUUACUGGGUUGGAGUGGGAGGAUCCUUUGCACUGCAAUAGGUUGAGCGAAAAUGAGUCGCGGAGAUUGAAUCUGAUAAUCACACAAAUUGCAGUUAAUGUCAACAAAAGAAAUUUGGUGUUGCGGCCGUAUUUUCAAGAUUAUGAGCUGAUUGCCAAAAAUGAAGGAACAGUUACUGUAGCGCACUUUGGAAGAAUUUUGAACCAUCUAGGAAUAGUAUUAGCAGGAGAAGAGUUCAAAUUAGUGGUUAAAAAGUUCACCAAGGAUGGUUACACUAUCAAUUAUGUAGGGUUUGUUCAGGCCGUAGAUGAAGCGACGACCUGGUUGGAACGCAAUGGAAUGCUCAAUGUUUCUGGGGAACUCAUGGACCAAUUUCCCGGAAGAAUAAUAACAGCAGAGCUACCAAAAUUACCCCGUCCAGAAAUCGGUGUUAAAAACCCACACGAAAUAUUUGGCAAGCAAUCGAUUUUCCACCCGGCGUUUGAAAAACAAAAACAGAGUAUGUCCGUACAGGAAACUAUGAUGAGAAUUCAAAAAAAGGUUCUUGAACGUCGGCUGCGAGUUCGCGAAUUUUUUCAACACUUCGAUGUUUUCAAUUCCGGUAGAGUAACUAAUUCGCAAUUUCAUCGUGGGCUGGACUCACUCCUGAAAUCUUCUGGUGGCUUUUACUUGUCCGAAAACGAGAUUAAAAAUUUGAUCAUCCAGUACUCAGAUCCAAACGAUCCCAGUCAUGUUCUUUGGCGAGUGUUUGAAGACGAUGUCAAUCACGUGUUUACGAUUAAUGAAUUGGAAAAAUUACCGCUGCUGCAAGUUAAUUUUCCGCCACCGGAGAUUGAGGAGUUGCCGAAGCGCGGGGCCAAAAAUUGGCAGGUUGUUAGCUCUGAAGCAAGAGAUUUGUGUGAAGAAACUUUGAUGGGAAUACGCAGGAAAAUUCAAGAGAGGCAGAUUUAUUUAAAACAGUUUUUUAAUGAUUAUGAUAAGCUAAAUCAUGGGUACGUUUCAAGAAAUCAGUUGAGGCAAGUUUUAACCACAGCAACGAUCCUUGUGUCACCUGAAGAAAUUUUUGCACUUGAACAAAGAUACAACGACGAACUGGGAUUCAACUACGCAUCGUUCUUAAAAGACUUGGAUUCAAAAACAGUAGAAGCCCCGUUAUAUGGAAAAAUGCUCGAAGAAAUGAAGCAGCUUAAUUCAGAAUCACCGAAAAUAGACCCGUCGGUUGAUGACAAAGAUAUCGUUCAAAUUAUCGCUAAAAUAAAAGCGAAAGUAGUUAGAGAACGGAUUACGAUCUUAGAGUUUUUCCGACAACACGAUCCUCGAAAUGAGCAGGUGAUAACACGUAGCAAUUUUAGGAGAAGUCUUGAUCAAUUAAAGUGCAAUUUGAAUCUUUAUGAAGUCGAAACAUUGAUUGAUUAUUUCAAAUCACCUUUGAGGUCAGAUUACGUCGAUUAUGUGAGAUUUAGUAACACAAUCGAAGAGGCAAUAACAAUUGGCUUUUUAGAAAAAUCUCCAUUACUCUUUCCCUUGCAAUACAUACCCUCAGAAUCUUGUCCAGAGUCAUUUCUCAAUUACGAAGAACGUCUUGUAAUUGCAAGGGUCUUAGAUCGGCUAAUCACAGAGUACAAUCCGAACUUGGAAGAUCUUUUCAAGGAUUUCGAUAAAUGCAACAGUGGAACUGUCGAUAAAGAACAAUUGAUAAAAGUAUUAUCAGUCCGUAAUUUAUUGCGCCUACUAAAUCCCAGGGAAUUAAAUACUUUGUACAAGUGCUUCAUCGUUCAACGCAAUAACAAUUAUCUAAUGGACUACAGGAAAUUCUUACGGACUUUAGAUACUUUAAAGUCCAAUAAAAAAUAUUUGCCGUUUUAAAAAAUUUUCCGGAUUUUAAUUUUUUUCUUUUUUUGAUAAAAUUUUUUAACUUAAGUUGAUUAUUCAUGAGUUAUGAGAUUUGUUUUGUAGAAUUGAUUUCAGGACCCGAUCUUUGGAUAGACAAGGCCACUAUACCCAAAAAGAAAAAAUUAUAUUUAUACAUGGGUACUUUUUUAAACACUUCACCUUUGAACUGUAACUAUCUUUUUAUAUUUUUUUGUCGAUGAGUAAUUUAAACUGGAUGUUUAUAACAAUCGGGUAUAAAUAGUCGUAGUUGAAGAUAAGUUGGUCAUUAAAGUAAUAGCUGUCCAUUUGAGCAGAUCGCCACCUUAAACUACCCAAAACUUCUACUCUAAAGAUGAAGCUGUUAUUGACAUUCACUCUCGUGAUUGCAAUUGCUUAUGCGCAUAUUGAAGAAGAUCACAGCCGUCAUCCGGACUGCCAAGUUCCGGCUUGUCCCAGCGACGAUCAUGGAAACCGAACGUACCCACUGGAUUGCACUAAAUAUGUCUCAUGUUCUACCGGACGCCCUAUCGUCGAAGAAUGCCCCUUGGGAUACAAAUAUAAUAAGGAGGCAAGAAAAUGCGAAUCAAGCAUCGGCGGUGCUGGUCAAGGCUGUCUUGCAUGCUGGAUAAAGCCCCCCGAGGGCCUCUAAAGACUAUUUUCAACACAUAUUUAUACCAUUUCUCAAAAAAUUUUCAACAUGUAAUGAAAAUCAUAUUACCCAAAUAAAUUGAUGAUUUAUUUCUA
Molecule: messenger RNA, 2931 nt
Organism: Cotesia glomerata
Lineage: Eukaryota; Metazoa; Arthropoda; Insecta; Hymenoptera; Braconidae
Exons: 14
Coding region: 1-2181 (726 amino acids)
Molecular function (GO): calcium ion binding
Source: RefSeq, a predicted model, not a curated record